This is a messenger RNA of Brettanomyces nanus, 228 nucleotides long. RefSeq lists its product as uncharacterized. Bases 1 to 228 code for a protein of 75 amino acids. NCBI's taxonomy places the organism in Eukaryota, Fungi, Ascomycota, Pichiomycetes, Pichiales, Pichiaceae. The record is from RefSeq and is a predicted model, not a curated record. The transcript is spliced from 2 exons.
AUGUACGGCUGUGUGAUGACUUCAAAGAGAAUGCUGAGAUUGGAAGAGACAUUUGAACAAGAAAAGAUACAGAUGGCUCUAACAUUCGCGAAGAAGUUGAAGUUGGAUGCACAGCCUGAAAACAAAGUGGUGGAGUUGAUUAAGAACAGGCCUCACCAACAGCAGGAUAACAGAAAAAUAGAAAAAGCAGACGCAAUGCACAGUAUGAGAAAGAACGUGAAUAAUUAA